AUUCAAUUUUAAUUCUUCUUGCUUCUAAGAGUAAGAAUUUUUCCUAUUUCACCAUUUGGAAGGAUGUUUUAUCACAACAACAGCACUUUUCACCCAACCACAUUUUUCCUCAUUGGAAUUCCAGGUCUAGAAAAGAUCCAAACCUGGAUAUCCUUGCCAUUUUGCACAGUUUACCUUAUGGCUUUGAUGGGCAAUGUCACCAUUAUACUAGUAAUCAAGACGGAGCAAACCCUUCGGGAGCCCAUGUUCUACUUUCUGGCCAUUCUUUCAACAGUUGACUUGGCACUUUCGACAACGUCUGUGCCUCGCAUGCUGGGAAUCUUCUGGUUUGAUGCUCAUGAGAUUAACUUUGGAGCCUGUGUGACCCAGAUGUUUUUGAUCCAUACCUUCACUGGCAUGGAAGCUGAAGUCCUGAUGGCCAUGGCAUUUGACCGUUAUGUGGCAAUCUGUGCUCCACUCCACUACACAACCAUCCUGACCGCCCGCGUUCUGGUGGGCAUCACUACAUGCAUUGUAUUUCGUCCAAUUUUGCUUACACUUCCGAUGGUCUAUCUCAUCUAUCGUUUGCCCUUUUGUCAGGCUAAUGUAAUAACCCAUUCCUACUGUGAGCACAUGGGUAUUGCAAAAUUGUCCUGUGGAAACAUCCGCAUCAAUGGUAUCUAUGGACUUUUUGUGGUAUCCCUCUUUCUUCUGAACUUAGUCCUUAUUGGCAUCUCUUAUGUCUACAUUCUCCGUGCUGUCUUCCAACUCCCAUCCGAGGAAGCAAGGAUCAAAGCCUUAAGUACCUGUGGCUCCCAUAUUGGGGUCCUCUGUGUUUUCUAUAUCCCCUCCGUCUUCUCGUUCCUUACUCACCGGUUUGGACAAAACAUACCACACUAUAUUCACAUUCUUAUUGCCAACCUCUACUUGGUUCUCCCACCUUCCCUUAACCCCAUAAUUUACGGUGUGAGGACCAAACAGAUAAGAGAGCGAGUACUCCGUGUCCUUAUUAAAAAUUAA
Molecule: messenger RNA, 999 nt
Organism: Echinops telfairi (small Madagascar hedgehog)
Lineage: Eukaryota; Metazoa; Chordata; Mammalia; Afrosoricida; Tenrecidae
Product: olfactory receptor 52J3
Exons: 1
Coding region: 64-999 (311 amino acids)
Biological process (GO): G protein-coupled receptor signaling pathway
Cellular component (GO): membrane
Molecular function (GO): G protein-coupled receptor activity; olfactory receptor activity
Source: RefSeq, a predicted model, not a curated record